AUGAACGCAAAUAUCUGCGUCUGCUGCUUUUCUUUGCUUCUGUUGUUAAAUUUUGUAGGAGCCAAACCUGUUUCUGACCUACAGACUUUGAAGCAGCUUCUAGAAGAGGAGCUCAGUAACGCGCCGUUUUACUCCUCAGAUGAGGAGAUGGAGGCUGAGGUGAAGGAUGCAAACACAGAUAAGUCUCUGUUCGGAGCUCCAGAUGAGCAUCCAUGGGACUCCUCAGACCCCACAAACUCAGCGCUGCAGGCUGCCAAAGAAAACGUCCUCGCACGGCUCUUUAAAGACCUGAUGCGGACCUCCAAGCGCUCCUGGAGCAGGUACAAGAAGGGCGGGCUGAGGAGCUGCUUCGGCGUGCGGCUUGAGAGGAUCGGCUCCUUCAGCGGGCUGGGAUGCUGA
Molecule: messenger RNA, 399 nt
Organism: Cheilinus undulatus (humphead wrasse)
Lineage: Eukaryota; Metazoa; Chordata; Actinopteri; Labriformes; Labridae
Gene: nppal
Product: natriuretic peptide A-like
Exons: 2
Coding region: 1-399 (132 amino acids)
Cellular component (GO): extracellular region
Molecular function (GO): hormone activity; hormone receptor binding
Source: RefSeq, a predicted model, not a curated record